AUGGCAUUGACAUCAUUCGUGCUCUACGGUAUUGGAGUGAUACUGCUGAUCAACUCCGGAUAUUCGUCAUACGAACACCGCCAGCUGUCUAAGACUCUGCUGCAUUCAAGACAUUUCCCUCUUCCGUUGGACGUGAAGAUGGAAGCAGUUGUUGGAUGCGUGCUGGUGCUCAUUGGUGCAAUAAUAUCGAUUCAACCAAAUCAAACACAUGUCGUUGACGUGGCUAGCGGGUCGGUGGUCGAAGGCUACACGGAGGAAGCCUUGAGGCCUAUAGAUAUGGGUAAAGCCACCAUCAGACAGGAGGCCAUGGGGACUAGCGAUUAUGCCCAGAUUGAGAACAGACCAGGGUACAUUGAUAUAAGAGCAAGAAGGAAGGAAUAUCAGGAGUGGCUGGCCACCGAAAAGAAGUAA
Messenger RNA from Kuraishia capsulata CBS 1993, 411 nucleotides. RefSeq lists its product as uncharacterized. Gene Ontology annotation, cellular component: EMC complex. NCBI's taxonomy places the organism in Eukaryota, Fungi, Ascomycota, Pichiomycetes, Pichiales, Pichiaceae. The transcript has a single exon. Gene Ontology annotation, biological process: protein folding in endoplasmic reticulum. The record is from RefSeq and is a predicted model, not a curated record. The coding region runs from base 1 to 411 and encodes 136 amino acids.